Messenger RNA from Anopheles coustani, 861 nucleotides. RefSeq lists its product as uncharacterized. NCBI's taxonomy places the organism in Eukaryota, Metazoa, Arthropoda, Insecta, Diptera, Culicidae. The coding region runs from base 1 to 861 and encodes 286 amino acids. The record is from RefSeq and is a predicted model, not a curated record. The transcript is spliced from 2 exons.
AUGGUGGUGGGUGAUUUCAUCCCUUGGUUAAUCGUACCGGAAACGGCACCAACACGUCACCAACUGAUCAGUGGCAUCGGUAUCCCGGUGGGAACGCCGGAAUCCAUCACAAGCGGUUGGGUAAUGAAGGCGCAAUACUUCCUGCCGACCAAAGUGGACGACCUGAAACCAGAACUGUGGGAAAACUGGAACGACAGCAGGCGCGCUCUGUCCAAGCGUGACCUAUCGGGGAUCCUACCGGGAGCCAUUCCGGUGACUCAGCUUCCGCCUCAGGUACGCGGAUACGAACGGUACGAGGUGGACAAUAUUGCGAUCAAACAGGAAUCGCUCGAUAACGGCAACGAUGGUAGCGAAGAGUUUGAUGACGGUGACGAUAGUUACUGGACGGACGAGGAGGAUGAGCAGGUACUGGGUCAACCAGAACACGAUGGUGUGCUGUGGCCUGCACCAAAGGAGAUCGACCCGGUCCAGUUGGACGGAUACAGCGCCAAGGAGUCCCGCUGGACCAUGUACAAGGGGUUGGAGAAGCUGAGCGAAAACUAUGGCCUCCCGGGGCGGCCCUGUGUGCUGCGGAGUGUUUGCGAGGCCGCGGAGGCACAGUUUACGCACACGGGUGGCAUAUUUGCCGAGCUGCUGCAUAUCGCCUUUACACCGUCGAGCACCACCGAACCGUUGUCGGAGCAUCGGGACAAUGAGUACUUCCGGGCGGAGCAACUCGGCCGAACCGGGGCCCCUUGUGAGCGAAUCUUUCCCGAGUGUGCCCACUCGCUGUUGGACAUUUUCACCGGCGUUCACGACCCUGAGACUAACAAGAUGAGGCUGCUGCACGAUGAGGUGAAAGCUUUUCUCAUGCGGAAAUGA